Phanerochaete carnosa HHB-10118-sp is the source of this 1013-nucleotide messenger RNA. RefSeq lists its product as uncharacterized. The transcript is spliced from 2 exons. Gene Ontology annotation, molecular function: carbon-sulfur lyase activity. Bases 186 to 584 code for a protein of 132 amino acids. NCBI's taxonomy places the organism in Eukaryota, Fungi, Basidiomycota, Agaricomycetes, Polyporales, Phanerochaetaceae. The record is from RefSeq and is a predicted model, not a curated record.
CACCUGGCCGCUGUCUAUGUGCAGUCAUGCAGAGUCAUAUCGAUGAUAUUACGCGAUAGAGUCUGCGGGACCGGGAGAUCAAGAGUCAUAAUCAAGGACAACCCACCGUUCACACCUCGCAUUUAAAUACGGCUGCUGGUUCAGUGUACCCUCCAUCUAUCGCCGUCUACAGCCUGCUCGAAAUCAUGUCCCAGACCGCAGCGAAACCAUCCAAUCCUGACGACAAGGAGUACGUCGGCGGGUGCCACUGCAAGAAGUUCCGGUACAAGUUCUACUGGCGCUCGUUCGAUGACGGCACCCACGAAGUGGGCGACUGUAAUUGCAGUAUUUGCGCGAUGAAAGGGUUGUUAUACGCGCACAUGGACACGUCGGCGUUCACGCUCACAUCCGGCAACGUGGACGAGCUCACGAACUAUCAGUUCCACAAGAAGGUGUUCUCGCGCCACUUCUGUCCCGUUUGCGGUGUAGAGCUGUUUGAGACGAAACCGAGCGAGAACAUGGUUGGGGUGAACGUACGCACUGUGGACGGAGUUGAUGUGACGAAACUGAAGCUGAAGCCAUUUGACGGCGCUACGUUACUGUAAGGCUAGCAGAACAGCAUAUCGAAACAUAUUGUAGAUAUAUCAAGAGAAACCAUUAUGGCCUGUACUUCCGCAUGGAAGCUUGCAGAAUUCUGGACAAUGUCGUUAUUUCGAGACUUCGUUGGUAGCAUCGCCGAUGCGGAGACACCGAGAUUCUCGACUGCGGUAUUACGGCGAUCGCCUUUCGGAUGCAACCCCAGCUAGUACCCGGAGACCUCCGACCAGUUAGGCCAGACGGGAUCGACAAAUUUCCUGACGAGGUAGCGGAUAAGGCUGAGAAAGCUGCGAGUGCCGCCGCGGCCUGUCGUGACGGGCCAGUGCGCAUUUCCUUGGCGGAAGCAAGCUGCUUUGGUCUAACCGUUCGCAAAUGCUCUUGGAGCCAGAAUCGAGCGGCCGCCAGCUGUACGAUCAUUGCGAUAAGGGUAUAAGCGA